Molecule: messenger RNA, 7295 nt
Organism: Argiope bruennichi
Lineage: Eukaryota; Metazoa; Arthropoda; Arachnida; Araneae; Araneidae
Product: collagen alpha-2(IV) chain-like
Exons: 39
Coding region: 247-5700 (1817 amino acids)
Cellular component (GO): collagen trimer
Molecular function (GO): extracellular matrix structural constituent
Source: RefSeq, a predicted model, not a curated record
GAAGUGCAGAGAAGAACGAGAGCAGCGAAGUGAGUGUCCUCAACGGAACACUCCGUAUUCAGGAGAUCAUUCGGGCUGUUGAGGAGAUCGCUCCUGAAAAAGGGAAAGGGCCCGCGAUUUCUUUUUUCGGUUUCGAUUAGGUAGGUAGGAUAGGGAUCGCCGAUAUCCGCGACUGAGUGUCCAGCGGUUGGCGAAAUUGGAGAGAUCAGCCUCACUGAUGGUGCUAGCUAAGCGAACAAGGUAGGCAUGUGUAGGGAGUUGAGCCGGACACAUUCCGGCUGGUGUACCGGUGAGAAAAGAAAACAUAAGGAUGUAAAAAGAACUGUGAUUUUUCAAUCCCUAGAAAGGUGGAGGUUUCUGCUGUUGUGCGUGACACUCACACAAAUUGUAAAAUGUAUAGAUGCCCAACAAUACCAAUAUGGAAAUUAUUCAUCAGUUAAUUAUGGAAGGCAGAUAGAUCCAAGAAAUGAAAGACCCUGCGUUGGUUGUGACAAUGGUGGAUGCAAAUGUAUUGGUGAAAAAGGAUCCAGGGGAGCCCCUGGACCACCUGGACCUCAAGGUUCACCUGGUCUACGAGGAUUUGAGGGGCCAGAAGGACUUACUGGAGAAAAAGGUCUAAAAGGUGAAAUUGGAGUAUCUGGACCACGAGGACCUAAAGGAGAUAGGGGUAAAAUGGGAAUUCCUGGAUAUCCUGGCAUGAAUGGCAUUCCUGGUUUGCCUGGACAAAUGGGUCCUAGAGGUCCCCCUGGUAUGGAUGGCUGCAAUGGAACUGAUGGAAGGCCAGGUGCUGAUGGUUACCCUGGUGAUCCUGGACCACGAGGUUACCCAGGGCCACCCGGUUAUAAAGGUGAAAAAGGUGAACCAGCUAUUGGACCUCCAGGUUUGAGAGGACAAAAGGGUGAACAAGGUAGAGACGGGCAACCUGGAAAGCCUGGACCACCUGGAGCUGAUGGUAGACCUGGAACAAAAGGUGAUCGCGGUAUUCCUGGGCCCCAUGGACCUAAAGGAGAACAAGGACUUAGUGGGGAGAAAGGUAACAUGGGUGUUGGAUUUCAAGGAUUGAAAGGAGAAAGGGGAGAACGAGGUUUGAUUGGACCUCCUGGACCUCCUGGUGCUUGUGAUGGCUAUUUCCUUGAAAAGAAAGGUGUUACUGUUGGUCUUCCAGGACUGCCUGGCCCAAAAGGAAUGAAAGGUGAAUCUGGAGAAAGAGGAGAACGAGGUUUCAAUGGACUUCCUGGACUAAUGGGACCACCUGGUGAUAUUGGUAUGACUGGUGAGAAGGGACUACCUGGUUAUCCUGGACCAAGAGGAAAAGAUGGAUUUCCAGGACCACCUGGAGCUCAAGGUUUUAAGGGAGAUAGGGGUGAAGAUGGGCUUCCUGGUUUAGAUGGUUUAAGUGGUAUGAAAGGUGAUCCAGGAGAUUCAGGUAUACCAGGACCAAGAGGUCUUCCAGGUCCACCUGGUCCACCAGGAGGUAUUGAAGGAAGAGCAGGUCCUCCAGGGCCCCCAGGUCCUGCUGGUAUUACAGGGCCCCAAGGAUAUCCUGGAACUGAUGGAAUCCCAGGAGAAAUAGGGCCUCGUGGUCCGCCUGGACCACCAGGUGGUCCCGGUAUUCCUGGUGCACCUGGAAGAGAGGGUCCACCAGGUUUGAAAGGAGAAAAGGGUGAUGCAGGCUUACCUGGUCUUGAAGGUCUGUCAGGUCCUCCUGGAUUACCUGGGGCACCAGGGCCUAAAGGAGAACCUGGUGAAAAGGGUAGCCCUGGUCUUUCCAUAAUGGGCCCCAGUGGAAUGGAUGGCAGCCCUGGUCUAGAUGGAUUAACUGGUCAGAAAGGAGAAAGAGGACCUAAAGGAGAGAGAGGUGCACCUGGUGAUACAGUGGAAGGUAUUCCUGGAGCACCUGGACUUCCUGGUCCAAAAGGCGAAAGAGGAUUUGCUGGUUUGCCAGGUCGCCCAGGAUUACCUGGAUUAUUAGGGCCAAAAGGAGAAAAAGGUGGAAGUUGUAUUUCUUGCAUACCUGGAUCAAAAGGAGAAAAAGGUGAAAGAGGUCUUGAUGCUUUGCCUGGUUUACAGGGUCUUCGAGGAGAACCAGGAUUGUCUGGGCCACCUGGGCCAAAAGGUGAUGAUGGCCUUCCUGGUCUUAUUGGACCACCUGGAGAUGAAGGACGGCCAGGUCUUCCAGGACGUGAUGGUCUUAAAGGAGAACCAGGACCUCCAGCAGUUAUACCUACUGACUUAGUUGUGGGAGAUAAAGGUGAUAAAGGUGAAGCAGGUUUCCAAGGGCUCCCUGGCUUGCCAGGACGUGAUGGUUUACCUGGAUCACCAGGUUUACCCGGACCACCUGGGCCGCCAGGUUUAUUUGGAGAUAAGGGUGCACAAGGUUUCCCAGGACCACCAGGCAGGCCAGGUGCACCAGGUCUCCCAGGUAUAAUUGGGCCUAAAGGUGACAGAGGUUUAGGCAUUCCAGGACCACCAGGGGAAAGAGGCGAACAUGGAUCUCCUGGAUUACCAGGUUUGGAUGGACUACCAGGAGAAAAAGGAGAACCAGGAACACUGCCACCCAAAGAAGACAUAGUACUGCCUCCUGGUCCAAGAGGGCCUCCAGGACCUCCAGGUAUUCCUGGGGCUGAUGGACUUCAAGGUUUCCCUGGACUUAAAGGUAGAGCAGGUUUUGAUGGAUUACCAGGUGAAAAAGGUGAACCUGGAGAUAAUGGAUUACCUGGUCCUCCUGGCCCUAGAGGUUUGCCUGGUCCAAGAGGAGAUAAAGGUGGUACUGGACCUAUGGGAUUCCCUGGAGCUGUUGGUCCAAGGGGUGAUGAUGGUUUACCUGGUUUACCAGGUUUGAAAGGUUCUAAAGGAGAGCAAGGUUUACCUGGAAUAGGACGACCAGGACCACCAGGUGUUCCAGGAUUUCCAGGACCUAAAGGAGAUCCAGGAUUUCCAGGACCUCCUGGAUUACAAGGAGAGAGAGGUUUACCUGGUUUCCCAGGAAUAAAAGGAGAACUGGGUGAUUCUGGAUUGCCAGGUCUCCCAGGUUCCAAAGGUCAAAAAGGUGAACCUGCACGUGAAGGAUUGCCUGGACCUCCUGGUGAACCAGGCCCUAGAGGAUUUGAUGGACAAAAAGGUAUUCCUGGCCCAAAAGGAGACCCUGGUCUUCCUGGUUUUGAAGGUCUACCAGGCACAAAAGGAGAUCCAGGAUUACCAGGACUUCCAGGUUUUCCAGGAUUAGAUGGUCCUCCAGGUCCACCUGGACGACCUGGACAAGAUGGAUUAGAUGGUCUUCCAGGAGUUCCAGGCCAGAAAGGAGAAAGAGGAAUCGCUGGUUUUCCAGGAGCCCCAGGACCUCCUGGUUUAGAUGGUCUGCCUGGUCUCAUGGGAGAAAAAGGAGACCGAGGACUUCCUGGACUACCUGGUACUGAUGGUUUCCCUGGAACAUCUGGCAAGAAAGGAGAACCUGGUCUUCCAGGCUUCCCUGGGGCAAAGGGUCAACCUGGAGAUUCUGCAGCAAAAGGAGAGAAAGGAGAACCUGGUUUGCCUGGCUUGAUUGGACUUCCUGGCAAUCCAGGACCACCAGGUCUAGAUGGUUUCCCAGGAGAAAAAGGAGAUGCUGGAUUACCUGGAAGAGGUUUGCCAGGCUUGCCUGGACCACCUGGAGAACGCGGCUUUGAAGGACAACCAGGUCCUCCUGGUUUACCUGGACUCAAAGGUGAUAGUGGAUUACCUGGAUUUACUGGAAAUAAGGGAGAAUCUGGCUUACCUGGACUACCUGGAUUCCCUGGUGCACGUGGAUUGCCUGGACAACCAGGUUUACCAGGAUUGAAAGGCGAACCAGGUUUCCCAGGAAUACCUGGACUCAAAGGUGAGGUUGGGGAAGCAGGAUUACCAGGUCUUCCAGGCCCAAAAGGAGAAAGAGGUGAUUUUGGUGCUCCUGGUUUGCCAGGUUUAGAUGGUUUCAAAGGAGAAAAGGGUGAUUCUGGAUAUCCUGGACCACCAGGUGACAGAGCUGAUAAGGGAGAAAAGGGAGAACCUGGUCUUCCUGGUAUCCCAGGUGCAACAGGUGUGAAAGGUGCAAGAGGAUUUGAUGGCAUUCCAGGACCACCCGGGGAAAAAGGAGAUCGUGGCAUUCCUGGCUUGGAAGGAUUACCUGGACCAGAGGGAUUAAGAGGACCUCCAGGAGAACCUGGAUUACCUGGACUUGCUGGACCACCUGGAAGACCUGGUGUAGGAAUUAAAGGGGAUAGAGGAUUACCUGGACGACCUGGUUUGGAUGGAUUCCCUGGUACACCUGGAGAAAAAGGUGAAUCUGGAUUGCCUGGGCUGCCUGGUGUAAGAGGACCUAUGGGAGAACAAGGUUUACCUGGAUUACCUGGUUUGAAAGGUGAAACUGGUGAACCAGGUUUCCCAGGUCCACCUGGAAGGGAUGGAUUUCCUGGUUUGAAGGGCGAAAGUGGACUACCUGGAUUGCCUGGUGUAAAAGGAGAGCGAGGUUUACCAGGAUUUGAUGGACCUCCAGGAGUUCGAGGACCUCCAGGAUUGUCAGGUCGAGAAGGUUUGCCUGGCUUACCUGGAUUCCCUGGACCAAAAGGUGAUCCUGGUCUACCUGGACAACCAGGUUUCCCUGGGGCUAAAGGUGAUCCUGGUUUCCCUGGAAUACCUGGUUUAGAAGGACCUGCAGGUGAUCAAGGUGCACCAGGACAGAAAGGAGAAAGAGGUAUAUCUCCACCAUUAGAACUGUUGCGAGGACCAAAAGGAGAACGAGGUUUACCUGGAAUUCCAGGGGAACCUGGACCACCAGGACCAAGAGGAUAUGAUGGACCUCCAGGACUGCCAGGCUUCAAAGGAGAACAAGGACGUCCAGGGCAACCAGGAUUACCAGGACUUCCUGGACCAAUAGGUGUGAAAGGAGAUAGAGGUGUAUCAGGUUUGCCAGGUCCACCUGGAUUACCUGGUGCAAGAGGAUCACCUGGCCCAGCUGGUCUUCCUGGUAUCCCGGGUGGUGAUUACUUGAUGGGAAUUCUGCUAGUAAAACACAGUCAAUCUAACUUUGUGCCUACCUGUCCUCAAGGAAUGCAGAAACUGUGGGAUGGUUACAGUUUGUUGUAUAUUGAGGGCAAUGAAAAAUCCCAUAACCAAGAUUUAGGUUUUGCUGGGUCUUGUCUGAGAAGAUUUAGCACAAUGCCUUUCUUGUUCUGUGACUUUAAUAGUGUGUGUAAUUAUGCUAGUAGAAAUGACAAAUCUUACUGGUUAUCAACAAAUGCACCCAUACCCAUGAUGCCUGUUGGAGAGUCUGUCAUCCAAGAAUAUAUUAGUAGAUGUGCUGUAUGCGAAGCUCCAGCAAAUGCAAUAGCAGUCCAUAGUCAGUCUUUAAAUAUUCCAGAGUGUCCAGAGGGUUGGAAUAUGUUAUGGAUAGGUUACAGUUUUGCAAUGCACACAGCUGCUGGUGCUGAAGGUGGUGGCCAGUCAUUGUCCAGUCCUGGAAGUUGCUUAGAAGAUUUCCGAGCCACUCCUUUCAUAGAAUGCAAUGGUGCUCGUGGAACAUGCCAUUAUUUUGCCAAUAAAUUCAGCUUCUGGCUGACAACCAUCGAUCAAAAUGAUCAGUUCUCACGUCCUGUGAGUACGACUCUCAAGGCUGGUGACCUGCGAUCGCGCAUCAGUCGCUGUUCAGUGUGCAUUAAAAAUACAAAUUUUAAUCCAGGCUUUUAAAAAUUGAACAUUGUGAAGAAAUAAUUGGUGCUAUAGUUGUGCCUUAGAACAUUUACUUUAUUUUUAAUAAAAAACAAACAAUGGCACAGUAUUAUGCAGACAAUGAAGGCUGUGUAAUGGAUGAAAAGAGAAAAAGAACUUUUUAUUGCUUUUUACUCAGUGCUCAUGGGUGCAUUAAAGCUGUAAAAUGUGAAAGCAUUGUAUCAAAUAUUGUAACAAAAAAUGCAUAGUUUCUCUCAAUUUUGUCUUUUUUUUCAGAAAUGUAUGUGAUAUUUGUAAUGAAUUUUAUGGUUAGCAAACAAGAAUAUUAUGUUUUUUUCAUAUUUAUUGGAAAUAUGAAAUUUUUUUUUCAUUUUAUGCAAUUCAAUAACAUAUGAAAUGUAUUGAUUUUAAUGCAGUUAAAUUUCAAUUUGUUUACAAGUUUUAAUUUAUAUAAUUAGAAUUUAAAUUCACUCUAAAUAGUGACUACUUUAUUAAAAUUUUUGAUGCAAAAACCCUGGAUUGAAUUUAAUUAUGAAGUGUUUAUUACAAAUAAAAUUCUGCUAAAUGGUACUAAAAUUUAUAUUAAAUUAAAAGCUUUUCUUUUGUUUUAUUGUGUACUUAAUUUGAAUGACCUCUGGUUUUUUUUUUAUUUUAUCUAUUUGUGAAUUUACUCUCAUAAGUAACAUAAAAUGAUGAGAAUAACAUAUUUCUUUAAAAUAUAAUUGCAUUUUAGAAAACAUUUUUAUAUCCUUCAUCGUGUUUUAUAUCAUUUAAAAGCUCUAUCUGUUUAAAUAAUUAUUUUAUUAAUUUUUACUCAGCAUAUAUUAUUAUUUAAUUUGUUAUAUUCAUUAUUUUUCUAUGCUUUAAAUCUUUGAAAAAAAUAUGCAACUUUUCUAUUUUUCAUAACUUUGAAGAUAAUUUAAUAAGCAUAUGCUUUGAUUUUCCAUGCUCAUCUAGUUUAUUUAUAAUAUUCAGAAACAUCUAUUCUUGCUGAAUAAACCAUUUUAAUAUUGAUUGCAUUCAGGCAGACUCUUAACAUUGUGCUUCUAAACCUCUUGUUUUACUCUGUAUUUCUCAGAAAUGUUAUAUAAUUCGCUAUUACCUAUGAAUCGAGGGUUUAUAUUAAAUCGAGACUUGUUUUAUAUGCCAAUUUGUUAUGGGUGCCUAAAAAUACAUAUAACUGCUAUUUAAGGUUGAAAUAAUAUGUAUAACUAUUUUACUGUUGUAAGUAGAUAUAUUUUAUUAAGAAUGUUUUUGUACAUAUUUAUAAAUUAUUUUUUCUAGCAAUCUAAAAGUUUUCUAAAUGGAUGAAAUGAAUUAUCUACUAUCAAAUUUUAUUCAAAUGCUAAUGAAUUGCGAUAUUUUGGAAUAUUUUUGUAAGUAAUACACUUUUAAUGAAAUUUUACUUAUAUUUAAAGCUGACACUGCCAAAUAUAAUCUUGACUAUUUUUUUAGUCUAAAGGAAGCUAACAAUUGCAUAUCACUGCCAUCUUUAGGUCCUAGUCUCAUCUUUUUAUACAUUCUUCUUUCUGAUGUAAAUUAUCUAUUCUAUUCUAUUGAUAUGCUGCUCAAUGAAAGCUUCUGUGUUUCAAUAAAGAUAAAAUUUAUUUAUA